This is a messenger RNA of Mytilus trossulus (common blue mussel), 1296 nucleotides long. RefSeq lists its product as uncharacterized. The record is from RefSeq and is a predicted model, not a curated record. The transcript has 2 exons. NCBI's taxonomy places the organism in Eukaryota, Metazoa, Mollusca, Bivalvia, Mytilida, Mytilidae. The coding region runs from base 88 to 396 and encodes 102 amino acids.
UCAACAAAAAAGGUUGCUGUUAGAAAUUUUAAGGAACAGUGGUGCCACAAUAGACCUUGGUUGAAAUACCAUCCAGAAACAAAGAGCAUGUACUGUACUAUUUGUCAACGUGCCCAGGCUAAAAAUGUGUUUUCUGUCGAACCAGGAUGUACUGUCUUAAAGUUGGAAAAUAUUAACAAGCCCGAAGCAGGAAAAGGUGAAAACAGCCAUACUGCUUCAGAAAAAGUUCUAAAUGCAGGUCAACAGUUCCAGACUGCACAGAUAAAGCUAUUAGAAAAGUCUGAGGCAUCAGUAACGGCAGCUAUGCGUAACAUCUACUUUAUGGCACAAUUCAACUUAUCUAACCACAUAUUUGCAGAUUUCAAUAAACAUUGUAUUAAUCAGGUACGUAGUUAACAGUGCUAGUAGACUUUAAUAGUAGACUUUAACUGUAUCAAUAAAUAUCCAUAGAAAUUAUGUAAGAAUUGCACCAGAAAUCUGAAUUAAUCAAAAAAUAUUAUUUUUAUCUUUUAACAAUGUUAAUCAUCAAAAAAAUCAUUUAAAACAAAUAAACUAAAAUUUUAAUUAUUUGUAGGGCUGUAGUAACCUCAUAGGCUUGAAGGUGGACAAAAACACAACUUAUGAACACAGCAACAGUAUUCAUGACUUCCAACAUGCCAUAUCCACAGUCAUUAUUGAAGACAUUAUUAAAAGUCUAGACAAUAAACCGUAAAACAUUAUGAUUGAUGAAUCAACUGAUUAGUGUGGAUCAAAAUUUGUUGAUUUAUAUAUGAUUCUUAAAUCAAUCAUUAGGUAAAUUUGAACCAAAGUCAUGCUUACUUGGUGUUAGAAAAUUACGAGAUGGAGCCACUGCUGACAAAAUAACACAAGAAAUAUUUGAAUCCUUAAAUGAUUUUAAUAUAAAUGUAUCCAAUAUGUGUGGAAUAGUAACAGAUGGGGCUGCAGUUAUGGUAGGGAGACACAGUGGUGUAGUCACUAGAAUAAAAGAAACUGUGCCCGGAUUACUUUCUUCUCACUGUAUAGCCCAUAGGUUGGUAUAAGCUAGUGGUGCAGCUGCAGAUUCUGUACAAUAUUUGGUCAAAUUCCAAGAAAUAAUUAGUUCUAUUUAUAAAUAUUUUUCUAAGUCUCCUAAAAAUAUGAGCAAGUUAGAUAAAAUUUUUGAUGUUGUGAAAAAAUCUGAAUGUGAAGCACAUGCUACAAGAUUUAAACAGGUAUUUCAUACAAGAUGGUUGAGUUUUGAUGGAAGUGUAUCUGCUAUUUGUGAAAUUUUUCAUCUUUAUUAUCUGUUUUGUCUGA